AUGUUUUCCACUGUUGCCUCUCAACAACCUCAAAAACAUGCACCUGAUCGACGAUCGUCGUUAUCUUCUGCUUCCUUACAUUUUGGCCUUCGAAAAUCAACAGGACAAUUCUCUGAAAAGAACAUUAGUGAAUGGACAAAGGAAGAUUUAGUUGAAUGGGCUAAAUCUUACAAGUAUGAGGAUGCUCCAGAAAAGUUUUUACAAAAUGAUUGGGAUGGACAAUGUUUAAUCUAUGUGACAAUUCAAGAUUUAUUGGAUAUUGGUAUUAAAAAAGGAGAAGCUAAAUCUAUUGAAACAAGACUCAAACCACUUCUUCAAAAAGAUAGAAAUAUCCACAUCUCAUCUACCGAUAUUUCUUUCACAAGAGACUUGUUGUUUGGACCAAACAUUCAAUAA
Naegleria gruberi is the source of this 396-nucleotide messenger RNA. RefSeq lists its product as uncharacterized. Gene Ontology annotation, molecular function: protein binding. The record is from RefSeq and is a predicted model, not a curated record. Lineage: Eukaryota; Heterolobosea; Eutetramitea; Acrasida; Naegleriidae. The coding region runs from base 1 to 396 and encodes 131 amino acids. The transcript has a single exon.